Messenger RNA from Rhizopus microsporus ATCC 52813, 1016 nucleotides. Its product is annotated as pyrroline-5-carboxylate reductase. Gene Ontology annotation, molecular function: pyrroline-5-carboxylate reductase activity. NCBI's taxonomy places the organism in Eukaryota, Fungi, Mucoromycota, Mucoromycetes, Mucorales, Rhizopodaceae. The coding region runs from base 38 to 937 and encodes 299 amino acids. The transcript has 2 exons. The record is from RefSeq and is a predicted model, not a curated record. Gene Ontology annotation, biological process: L-proline biosynthetic process.
AAGUCUCCCUUUUCUUUCUUCAAUACAACAUAAAGAUAUGACCUUAUUAUCAAGACUACAAUCCAUUUCAUCCCAUCUUCAAGGCAAAAUAAGCACAAAGCCUAUCAUUUCAUUCAUUGGCGGAGGAAACAUGACUGAAGCUAUCUUGGCAGGACUACAUUCAACUGGAUAUCCUUCUUCCAACUUGCGCUAUUCUGAACCCUCAGAAGAAAGACGUGUCUAUAUGCAAUCGAAAUAUCCUGAUUUCUCUAGUACAGCAGAUAACUUGAUAGCAGCUGAAGGUGCAAAUAUAGUAAUCUUAUCUGUGAAACCCCAGGUGUUAAAAUCAGUCGUCACUUCUAUGGCAUCCUUAUUUAACAAAGAUCCAUCCAUAUUACUGGUGUCAAUAGCAGCAGGCAUAACAACAAGCGAUAUCAACAAGUGGAUCAACUCAAAACAUCCCGUAUCUAUUGUGAGAUGUAUGCCUAAUACUCCUGCUUUAAUAGGCGAAGGUGCUGUGGGUCUAUAUGCAACACAUACUGUGAAUAAUGAACAACGAGAACUAACAGAAAGUAUCAUGAAAUCUAUUGCUAAGCAGAUAGCUUGGAUUACAGAUGAAUCACAAAUGGAUACCGUCACGGCAAUCAGCGGAAGUGGUCCUGCGUAUUUCUUUUUAAUGAUGGAAGCAAUGGAAAAUGCUGCAGUUGAGGCUGGUUUAUCUCGAGAUGUAGCAAAGGCACUCGUUAUGCAAACAUGUUUGGGAGCUGCUCGUAUGGCCCAAGAAUCCCAAGAUGAUUUAGCCACCUUACGUAAGAAGGUAACGUCUCCUAAAGGCACAACAGAGGCUGCUAUUCAAUCCUUGGAAUCAAAUCAAUUCAAAAAGAUCAUAUCUGAUGCUGUCUUUGCUGCCCGUGAUCGUGGAAAAGAAUUGGCUGAACAAUUGGGUAAAGAAGCAUAAGCCAUGUAUUUAUUAUAUUAUUCAAACAUUUCUGGACAUCGUUGACCAAACUCUACCACUUUAUUGGCCAAGUCGAGAU